Molecule: messenger RNA, 551 nt
Organism: Nerophis lumbriciformis (worm pipefish)
Lineage: Eukaryota; Metazoa; Chordata; Actinopteri; Syngnathiformes; Syngnathidae
Gene: uqcr10
Product: ubiquinol-cytochrome c reductase, complex III subunit X
Biological process (GO): mitochondrial electron transport, ubiquinol to cytochrome c
Cellular component (GO): respiratory chain complex III
Source: RefSeq, a predicted model, not a curated record
GUCACCGCACAUGCGCACUGACAUGGUUGAAGCCGUCCCAACAUGGCGCUGACAAAGACCGUGUACAACCUCCUCUUCAGGAGGACGUCCACUUUCGCCGUGACCAUCAUGGUCGGAGCCGUCUUGUUUGAGCGGGUAUUCGACCAAGGCGGCGACGCUCUUUUUGAGCAAAUGAACCGCGGGAAACUAUGGAAACACAUCAAGCACAACUACGAGAAGGAGGAAGAGUGAUGAAGGGACGCGGGUCGGGGUGUUGGGAGUCCAGGGUGGAUGAAGAGUAAACAACAACAACAACCAUGGACUGAAGAGUAAACAACGACAUCAACAACCAUGGACUAAAUGUGCUUCAAGUGUGCCCAACAUCUUGACCAGACCACCGGAAAAUGGAGCAAAGGACCCCCUCUCACCACCGUCCCUUUCCCUCUCGAUCGUUAAUGCCUUUAUUGUCAUCGUCCCAUGUUGUACAUGGUUAAAUUAAACGUGUUCCUGCUUGUUGUGUUUGCUGCCAGUGAUAUUUACCCCAAUAAAAGCAAAAACAAGCACUUUACAAA